CGUCACGGGCGCGCCGGAUGUGCGUCAGUGGGCGGCGCGCGCGAUCCGGCCCGUCCCGUCCCGUCCCGCGCGGCCGCCGCGAUGAACAGCGUGGGCGAGGCGUGCACGGAGCUGAAGCGCGAGUACGACCAGUGCUUCAACCGCUGGUUCGCCGAGAAGUUCCUCAAGGGCGACAGCGCCGGCGAUCCCUGCGGGCAGCUCUUCAAGCGCUACCAGCUCUGCGUGCAGAAAGCAAUCAAGGAGAAGGAUAUACCCAUUGAGGGCCUGGAGUUCAUGGGCCCUAGUAAAGGAAAAACUGAAAACUCCUCUUGAUAUUGGCUGUAUGGGUGGAGUCACUAAGAGGAGCCUUUGGACUAAGCACCAUCACCAGGUGGACCACAGAUGCCACCUGGAUAAGACUUUUAACUGCUUUCUAGAAAGUGACAAAUGUUCUCUGCUUGUGAACACAAACAGCUAAAAGAAAAAAAGACUGGAUCAUGUGGUAACUGCUGCCUCCUUUCCAGUGAAAGUUGGUGGUGGUUCAGCAUAUAACAGCUUAAAAAUCCAUGUGAACCAACUUCCCACUGAAUGUACUCUGUAAUGGGGGAAUGCUGGUUGGAGUGGGCUGAAACGGUUUCUUUGUGACUGAUUCCUUUUGCUUAUUUAUAUAACACUUGGAAGUGUUUAAAAAUAAUAUGAAGGGGGUUGGUGUACUUUCAUCUAUAUGCUGCUGAAUUUUGGUGAAGAAGUUCAUUUCAUAUCAUCCUGAAUCCUGAAGGGCUUGAGCACUGUUUUGUGUCAGCUACAGAGAUGGUUUAAAGCACUAGUGGACCUGCAACAGCUUGGCUAAAAUAAAUAUAACCAGGUUAUAUUUUGUUCAAGUAGGUAACUGUGCAGUGGAGUCUGAUUGUGACCCCUGGAGGGAUGGAGUGGCCUGCUCAGCAGCUAAGAGAAGACUUCUAAUGCAGAGGUUACUUCAGCCUUUUCUGAGGUACCAACACAUCCCUGAACUUGAAUUCUCUCUCCUUUAGCAUUACACAUUUCUAUGGUUUGAUCCUCACACAGGGAUGGGGCAAAACUUGCCCCUCUCCUUACACUAACAGAGGUUAAAAGAGUAAAAGAGAUUAUGGUCUGGGGACAAAAGAUACCUUCAUAGUUCUAGAAUUACAGUGAGGAAAAAAGAAAGCUUCGCUCUCUGCUUUUAAUUAUUACUAAUUAUUUAAAGGUUUUACUUAAAAAAAACAAACUAAAAAGGUGAGCUGUCAAACAUUACAGCUGGCCUGUCUGCACCAUUGCCCCUCACAGACCACAGACACUGAGUCCUGUGGGUUUGUGCUGCAGCCUGAGGCUGUUUUUCCUUGCCAGUCACAUACCCAGGUGAGCCACACUGUUCUCAGGCGCAGAGAGCUCCUACAGUGCCAGCACAGGGGUUAAAGACAGCACUGAAAAUCCAGGCUGUUGGCAAAUGCUGUGUCACUCAGGUAUAAAUAAAAACAGGUGUAAGGGAAGGAUCUAAAAUAGCAUUUUGGAGACAGUCAACUACGUAGCUUUUUUUUUUUUUUUUUGAGGAGUAACACACAAAACCAGUUAGCUUUUCUGUGAUCUUCAUGUAGGGCUAAAUGUAAUGUGACUUGGUCAGCUUUAAAACAACUGUACACAUCAGUGCCUUGUAAUUUCAACACAGGAAAACUUGCCUCAGCAAUCUUUUACUGCUAAGCAGACAAAAAUCACAUGGAAGGGCAUCCUGCAGUAGCCACUCUGAGAUUCUCUCCUGCCAUCCAUCACUCCUUUUAACAGCAAGAUGCCAAAGCGGCUGCUGCGUUCUGCCUUUUGGGAAGAACAUUAAUGACAACUGAGAUGGAGCUCAGUUUCACAUUGUGCAAAAAUACAGAAGUUAGAGUAAGAACUGGAAAAUGGUUGACUUGUAAUGAGCAAAAACUUGAAAAUGAAGGUUGUACAGGCUCAGGCUGUUGGCUCACCAAUCCCUUCUACUUCAAGCAGCUUCUGCAUGACACAGUACAGGUUAUACACACAAGCAGUAGAGCCAAAAUUGUGUUUUCUUCUGCAAAACCUGUGUGAGAGACUUUGUACAGAUUGCAGCUUUGUGGAAAGCAGAGUGGUGAGCAAGAUAUGUGCUGAUGUACCUGAAAAUUUGAGUGCUGGAAGUGAACAGUGUGAAGGUAGAGCUUAGCUCAACAUCUUUGCUGCCACUCCCUCUGCCAGAAGGGACCAAGAGAAAAUCACCUUCAUGACUAUUAAUAAAUAUUGCAAAAGCUGA
This is a messenger RNA of Prinia subflava (tawny-flanked prinia), 2257 nucleotides long. RefSeq names its product TP53 regulated inhibitor of apoptosis 1 (gene TRIAP1). Gene Ontology annotation, biological process: phospholipid translocation. The record is from RefSeq and is a predicted model, not a curated record. Gene Ontology annotation, cellular component: nucleus; mitochondrial intermembrane space; cytosol. The coding region runs from base 82 to 312 and encodes 76 amino acids. The transcript is spliced from 2 exons. Lineage: Eukaryota; Metazoa; Chordata; Aves; Passeriformes; Cisticolidae. Gene Ontology annotation, molecular function: phosphatidic acid transfer activity.